GUGUGGCGGCUCGGUUCUGGAGAAGAGGAAACAACCCGACCGGAGGAGCGGAACACAGCGUCCCCCCGACCGACCCCGGCUCCAGGAGGAGCCCGGCCUCCUCUGAAGCCCACGGGGAAAAACCCGCGAUGGAGUCGUCGGACGACGACACGCUGAGCGAGCGCUCCUGCGUCAGCGAGCGCUCGGGGGGCUCGAUGUGCCCGCCGGGGGACACGCUGCCCUGGAACCUGGCCAAGCACGAGCGCAGGAAGAGGAAGAGCCAGGACUCGGUGCUGGACCCGGCAGAGAGGGCGGUGGUCCGCGUGGCAGAUGAGCGAGACCGGGUGCAGAAGAAAACCUUCACCAAGUGGGUCAACAAGCAUCUCAUCAAGGUGAGGAAGCACAUCACAGACCUGUACGAGGAUCUGAGGGACGGACACAACCUGAUCUCCUUGCUGGAAGUCCUCUCUGGAGUCACCCUGCCCAGAGAAAAGGGACGCAUGAGAUUCCAUCGCCUGCAGAAUGUCCAGAUAGCGCUGGACUUCCUCAAACAGAGACAGGUCAAACUUGUGAACAUCCGGAACGAUGACAUCACCGACGGGAACCCCAAGCUGACGCUGGGUCUCAUCUGGACCAUCAUCCUCCACUUCCAGAUUUCUGAGAUCUACGUGAGCGGCGAGUCGGGCGACCUCACGGCCAAAGAGAAGCUGUUGCUAUGGAGCCAGCAGGCGACGGGCGGCUACCCCGGCGUCCGCUGCACCAACUUCACCUCGGCCUGGCGCGACGGACGCAUGUUCAACGCUCUGCUGCACAGAUACAGGCCAGACCUGAUCGAUAUGGAGGCGUUGUCGCGGCGGAGCAACCGGGACAACCUGGACCGGGCCUUCGAGAUCGCCGAGUCGCUCGGGGUGACCAGCCUGCUGGACGCCGAGGACGUCGAUGUUCCGUGUCCAGACGAGAAGUCGGUCAUCACCUACGUCUCCUCCAUCUACGACGCCUUCCCCAAAAUCCCCGAGGGAGGAGAGGGCAUCACCGCGCAGGAAGUGGACCUGCGCUGGUCGGAGUACCAGUCCAGGUUCUCCUCUCUGCUCCAGUGGAGCCGCCAUCACACGGCCCUCAUGGCCAACAAGAACUUCCCACAGAACCCCGUGGAACUCAAGGCACUUUACAACGAGUACGUCCAUUUUAAAGAGACGGAGAUCCCCGCCAAGGAGGUGGAGAAAGGUCACAUCCAACACCUCUACAAGCUGUUUGAGGUAUGGAUAGAGUUCGGACGUAUCAAGCUCCCUCAGGGCCAUCACCCCAACGACCUGGAGGAGGAGUGGGGGAAACUCAUCUUGGAGAUGCUGGAGAGAGAGAAGGCUCUACGGCCGGCUGUGGAGAGGCUCGAGCUGCUGCUCCAGAGGGCCAAUAGGAUCCAGAACAUGGCUCUGGACGGUGAGGAGAAGCUCACCCUCGCUAAGAACACCCUCCAGGCUGACAUGUCUCGGGUGGAGAGCGGCGAGGCGGUGCAGUGCGAGGCGGAGCUGGCCUGCUACCUGCAGGACUGCGAGUCGCUCAUCGGUCAACUCGACCAGGACCUGCAGGUCCUCCACCACGAGAAGUACUACCAGGUGGAGCAGCUGGUGUUCAGAGUGUCGUGCCUUCAAGAGGAGCUGGUCUCCCUCCGGCUGCAGUGCUCCAGCGUCUACAGGAAAGGCCACUUCUCUCAGCAGGCCCCGGGCUCCGUCGGGGCCGAGCGGCCCGGCCACAGGGCCUCUGACGGAGGCCUGACGCUGGGCCAGACCCUGCUGGGGGCCGCGGGCGCCGCCCUCCUGCGGCGGCCCACGCCUCGCUCCCAGCUGGUGGCCAUGUCGUCAUCGGAGGACGAAGGCAGCCUGAGGUUCAUCUACGAGCUGCUGGGAUGGGUGGAGGAGACGCAGGACCUUUUGGAGCAAGCUGAAUGGGGCGCCGACCUCCCCUCCGUGGAGGAGAACCUCCAGGAGCACAACACCGUGAACACCGCCGUGGAGGAGCUCGUGAGCAGCCUGCAGGAGGCGCGCAGCUACGAGGCCAGAGUGUCUCCCAACUUCAGGAGCAAUUACUCUGAAACCCUGGCCAAGCUGGAGCACCAGUACUGCAAACUACGGGAACAUUCGUCAUGGCGCCUGCGGAGCUUGGAGAGCCUGCACGCAUUGGUGGCGCACUGCACCGAGGAGCUGAUCUGGCUCAACGAGCGCGAGGAGGAGGAGAUCGCCUUCGACUGGAGCGACGGCAACGCCGCCAUGAGCGCCAAGAGAGACGUGCACAGCGACAUGAAGCUGGAGCUGCAGGAGAAGCGAGACGUGAUGCGCUCUCUGCAGGAGACGGCCGGCCGGCUGUGUCUGGACAACCACCCGGCCAAGCAAACGGUGGAGCAUCUCAAGGACAACACGGCGUACUUCCAGUUCAUGGGGGAUGCUCGAGACUGCGAGUCGUACCUGCGCCAGCUGCAGGAAACCAUCAAGAGACAGUACACCUGUGACAAGAACAGCCGACUCAGCAAACUGGAGGACCUGCUGCAGGACUCUAUGGAGGAGAAGGAGCAGCUGAUCCUGUACCGCAGCACGGUGGCCAGCCUGGUGGGCCGGGCCAAGGCGGUGGUCCAGCUCCGGCCCCGCAGCGCGGAGAGCACCCUGGGGGCCACGACGCCCGUCAGAGCCAUCUGCGACUACCGGCAGAUCGAGACAAACGUCCAGAUCACGAUAACGCGCGGCGAGGAGUGUGUGCUGGAGGACAACUCCCAGAGGACCAAGUGGAAGGUGAUCAGCCCGACGGGGAACGAGGCCAUGGUCCCCUCGGUGUGCUUCACCGUGCCCCCCCCCAACCAGGAGGCCAUGGACACAGCCGGCAGGGCAGAGCAGCUGUACCAGAAGGUCAUGUCCCUGUGGCAUGAGCUGCACAUGAACAUGAAGGCCGUGGUGUCCUGGCACUACCUGCUCAAAGACAUCCGGACCGUCUCCGGCUGGACCCUGGACACGGUGCGCGGCCAGGCCCCGGCAGAGCGGCAGCAGGUCCUGGACCACCUGGAGGCCCAGCUGGCCGACUUCCUGUCCGACAGCAAAGAGAGCGCCGCGUUCACGGAGAGCGAGAGGCGGGAGGUGGAGAAGGACGUCCAGCAGGCCCGGAAGCACUGCGACGACCUGCUGCUCAACAUGGAGACCGUGGAGAAGGAUGAGUCGGUCUCUCGUUCCUACCUGUCUGAGCUGCAGGACAUCACCCUUCGUCUGAAUGACGCCGAGCACAGGCUGAUGAGGGGGAUCCAGACUCCGCCCCCGAGCCGGCUGUCGUUGGGCGACGGCGCUGACAACACCGUCCAGAUAGCGGAGCAGGAGAAGCUGCAGUCGGAGCUGGACGCCGUGCGCUCCAGCCUGGGCGACGUUUCUCGGCGCUGCGUCAGCUUCUUCGAGGAGAAGCCGGCGUCCUCCAGCGUCCCCGGCCUCCGGGUGGAGCUCAGCCGCGCCGUGGAGCAGACGGACAAACUGCACAACCUCUCCACCGUCUACCUGGAAAAGUUAAAGGCGGUGGACGUCCUGCUGCGCAGCCUGGACGAGGCAGAGAGCCAGGUGAGGAGAAACGAGAGCCGGCUCAGCGAGGAGGACGUCGUCCCCGCCGACACGGAGACCAUCCAAAGCCUCCGAGAUCAGCUCGGGACGUGGCGGGCCGAGCUCCUGGAGCAGGAGGGCGUCGUCCAGGCUCUGCAGCCGGAGUUGGCCCGGGCCAAAGAGGCCGGCGCCCAGCUCAGCCGGCUCCACCCGGACCGCAGCACGGAGCUGGAGCGCUACCAGGAGACGGCCAAUCAGAUGGAGGAGCGCUGGAGCGGAGUCAAGACACAGGUGGAGACGCGACGGAGCGACCUGGAUGCCCUGAGCUCGGCCCUGCAGCGGUACCGGGCCGGCCACUCGGCUCUGAUCGGGUGGAUCGAGGAAACGACGGAGCGACAGGAGAACACGCAGCCCGGGCUGACGGACAGCCGGGCGCUGGCCGAGCAGCUGGCCCAGCAGACGGCAUUAGUAGUGGAGAUUGAACAGAAUCAGGCCAAACUAGACGAGUGCCAGACUCACUCCAAAGUGUACUGCACCUCGGUGAAGGACUACGAGCUGCAGCUGAUGACCUACAGAGCCUUCGUGGAAACGACGCACAAGUCUCCGGUGAAGAGGAGGAGGAUGCACUCGUCCUCCGACGCCAUCACUCAGGAGUUCAUGGACUUGCGCACGCGCUACACCGCCUUGGUCACCUUGACGACGCAGCACGUGAAGUACAUCAGCGACGCGCUGAGGAGACUGGAAGAGGAAGAGAAAGAGGUGGAGGAGGAGAAGCAGGCCCGGGUGGGGCACGUCUCAGACCUGCUGGGCUGGGUCCAAGGCCUGCAGGGGCGGACCGGGGGCCCCAACGCAGAGUCCUCAUUGGCUGCUCAGCAGGCCAUCAGUGAACAGCUGGCAGCCAAGAAGGACGAGGUGGCCGACGCCAUCAGGAGCACUCAGGCCUUCCUGCUGUCCAAGCAGACCAGCAAGUUGUCCCCAGAGGAGCGGGCUCAAGUCGAGGCUCAGCUGGACGGGCUGACGGCCACCUACAACCAGAUGUGUGCCAGCUCCACCCAGCAGCUGCAGCAGCUGGAGCAGCAGCUGGCCAAAGAGGAGGAAAGAAAGAAACAAAUUGCCAUUGCUGGAGUAAUUGACCUUGGAACAGUGGAUACAUUCCCAGUGUUCAAAGCAGCUCAACGUGGUCUUAUUGAUCAGGAUACCUGCCAUGUACUACUGGAGGUCCAGCUCAUUAUGGGUGGGCUCCUCCAGUCUGACUCCCCUCUCAAUCUUACACUGGAACAAGGUCUAGCUCAAGGCCUUAUUGACACCCACACGAGACGGUCCCUUUCCGAGCUAGAGAGAGCUUUGCUUUUGGUGGAAAACUCUCAGUCGACCAAUGACCAACAACAACAUGUGUUGCCAGUAGUUGCAGCAAUGGAGUUCGGGCUCAUUGGCGAAGAGGUGGGACUUCGCAUUUUAGAACUCCAGAUGAACACUGGAGGCCUGAGGAGCUCAAUGGGAACCACUAUGAGUUUGGAGCAAGCCGAUGUCAGGAAACUUUUGACUCCCAGAAUCCUCAACAAGCUGCAGCCAAGGCAACCACUAAAAGAACUGGUCGAUCCAAAUACGGCUGAAAAAUUAAACCUACACGAGCUACAAGAGCGCUGUGUCCUCGACGAUGACUCCGGUCUUCUUCUCCUCCCCGUCAAACAGCAACCUGGAGGAACUGUCUGCCUCCGGUCUGGAAGAAAGGUUGGCAUAUUCCGCGCAGUCCAGGAAGGUCUGAUUGACCGAAAAGUUACUGUACGACUUCUUGAAGCUCAGCUCUUUGCCGGUGGUAUUGCUGACCCACGAUCUGGCCACCGGCUGACGGUCUAUGAGGCUGUUCGUCAUGGGCUUAUGGACCAGGAUCUGGCCUCGGCCAUGUUAGCGCGACAGCUGCAACAUGGGGGGAUACUAGACCCUUUCAGUGGAGAACGCCUGGAUUUGGAAGAGGGCAUACGCAGGGAUCUUCUCUCUCCUGAUUUGGCUCUGUUGGUCCUUGAGUCUCUUUGGGCUUUCAUGGGAAUCCUCUGGCCUCAAUCUGGAGAACUUCUGCCCAUUGCUGAGGCUCUUCAACAAGGUGUGAUCUCAGGGGAGCUUUCAAGGAACAUACUGAGGCAGCGACAUGCCAUUGGGGCUUUGUACAACCCAGAAACCCUCAUGGUGCUUCCCCUGAACCAGGCUGCUGAAGAGGCCCUCGAGCCCAGUGUUGUCAGUUUGAUCAAGAACACCCACAUCCCAGAUGUUCUUUCCAGCAUGAACCAGUCGGGUACCCCAGCUCUAAAUCGCUUGAGCUGGGGUUCUACCAGCACCUCUCCAUCCACUUCAUCCUCUCCCACAGGCCUUGUCUGGGAUGCAACACCAACAACUGGAAUGGAUCCUGAAGAGCAAGCACAACAAAAGCUGCUGUUUCAUCUCAUGACUCAUAGCUAUGUGGAUGCGCAUUCCGGAAAGAGAUUGGUGCUGCUCGACCCUGAGUUAGGGGAGUUGGUCAAAGCCACUGAACUGAUGACUGCGGCCUCUAGAAGUCAAGUUGAGCCUCAAAGCAGUGUGAGCGCAGAUGAGCAGGGAGGGUUGCAAAUGGUGAGAGAGUUUAGUUUGGCAGAUGUAGGUUUAGGUGACACACAAACUGAGGUUGAAGAAGAAAGUUCAGAUGUAGUCGCACCAAAUAAAGAAGUGAAGAGGAAUGGUACAGGUAGUCUAGAAGAAAAGUACGAUGGGGGAAAUGACAGCAAACUGCUGCACAAACCACCAGUAUCUUCUGAGAGGGAUUUAGCAUUUGAAGCUAACAAUGAAAGGCGUGUAGAUAAAGAUGUUAAAGAAAAAGCUCAAAAGAAAGAAAUAUUCCUGAAUGAAAGUUUAAUGGCUUCAGCUAAACGUCUUGAAGGCCCAAAUGAGCUGGUAGCAACGGAAUUCAAAUCCAGGGAUAGUGGUGGCCAGCAGGGGACUAUAAGUACAACCACAACAGAAGGAAGAACAAAUGCUUCGAAACCUUUCAAAUCCAUCCCACUGGGAGCAAAAGCAGCCGAAUGUGUUAGAUCAAAACAAUCGGACGAUAGGAAAGAUAUAAAGCAUUCCCAGACUGAAUUAGAAAGGACCCAACAAAAGGUGUCUGUGACGGAAACUGACUCGAAGCAUGCGAAACCUGUCAUUGAUAUCCGUGACUCGGCAGUGGAAAAGGAAGGGGAGGAUGCUGAAUUGGCAAAGCUCGUCCUAGAGCUCAAACAGGGAGGGCUGAUGACAGAGGAAGGGGAAAAGCUGCUCCCAGAUGAGGCCGUGGCUCAAGGUGUCCUUCCUGGCCACACAGCAGUUAAAUUAAUGGCUCAGUCUGGUCUGUUCGGGGGUUUCCUAGAUGCGAGCAGCGGGGAGUCACUCAGCAUGGAGGAUGUUAUGCAGGAGGGUUUACUGGAUGAAGAGCUAAUGUGGAGUGUCCUGAAGUCAGAUAAAACACUUGCAGGGGUUGUGGAUGUCGAGAAAAAGCAGAUCUGUGGGGUACGGGAGGCUGCUCAGGCGGGGUUGAUCGACCCCAACACCGCUGCUCGACUUUUGGAAGCCCAGGUGGCGUCUGGGGGGAUUGUUGACCUACGCAGAGAUAAGAAAGUCUCUGUCACCCUAGCAGCAAACCUAGGAUUGAUUGAGGAGGAUCAAAGAGAAGAACUUGUGGCACUAGAGAAGGCGUACAAGGGAAAAGAUACAGAUUCAGCAACAGCCCUCACUAAAGCCAGUUUACAGCUACAGAUGGAAGGUGUUAUUGACCCAGAGUCCAAGUCCCCACUUCCUCUGGAGCAAGCUAUUCAGAAAGGGUUGAUUAGAUCUGAAGAGGCUUAUCAGGUGUUGGCGAGACAGGUGGCUGAGGGUGGUAUAAUCCAUCAUGCUUCAGGGAUGAGGCUGUCAGUUCCUGAUGCUGUAGCUAGAGGACUAGUAGAUCGCUCCAUUGCGCCCGGGCUGGAAGAACUAGAGUGGGUCUACCAAGGAAAAGUCAGUCCUUCAUCUCACCCAGAAGCUGUUGUUUUCCAGGCAUCGACCGGAGCCAUUUUAGACCCUGACUCUGGACGUAAGCUGACAUUGACAGAGGCAGUUUCUAGGGGUCUUCUGGAUGAGAAUGUUGCCAGUGAUGCCAUGGCUUCUUCUGCUGUAACACAAGGAGCGCUUGACCCCGAAACUGCACUUAUUGUGCCGUAUUCUGAGCUUGUAAAUAGGGGGAAAAUAGAUAUUGAAACAGGCAAACGCUUUUUGGAGGUGAAACCCUUCAGAGGUGUUCAGGAUGGGCACACGAGAAACAUCUUGACCCUUCCUGAAGCAGUUGCCUCAAAGCAAGUGGACCCAGUUCCAGCAUUGAGGCUGCUUCAAAGCCAGGCAGACAGUGGAGGGAUCAUUGACAUCAGAACUGGAGAAAGGCUCCCCAUAUCUGAAGCCUGUAAAAGAGGUUUAGUUGACGACAACAUGGCCAGGGUGAUAGCCACCAACCAGUUUUUGAAAGGAGGCUUAGUUGAUCCGGCCACUGGGCAACAAAUCUCUAAUCUUGAGGAUGCCAUUGCAAAAGAACUGAUCUCCAGUGACAUGGCCUCAGAGAUUCAGGAGAAAUUGGCUUCUGUGGAAAUGGGUGGGGAUGAAACUAGCGCGACACCUGUUGCCUCAUCAAAUGCUGCUGCUGCUAUAAUGUCAGGGUCAAGCCCAGACAGUCCAGCAAACCGGUCAGACGUAAAAUCUGAAGAGCUUACAAGAUCUCCACUUUCAAAGAAAGGUUUAGAAAUGACACUGGACAAUGAAAAGUCGUUGACGUCUGUAGUAUCAGAUCAGUCUUUGUUUUAUGGCCCGAUGACAGAAGAUGACAACAUUGAAGUGCCAGUGGAAGAAAAGGCUGCAGUUGAGCCUGACCAAUCCCUAGAACUCUUGAGUGAGUUUGUGACUAAUGUUGAGAAAAGAGUUCAGGAAGCCAUAGAAGAGAUUGUGCCACAGACAAACAUCUGUACGUCUGAGCCUCUGCCUCGACAAAAGGGUGAACGUAAGACUGAUUAUGCACAAAAGGGGAAUGUUUUCAAAGAUGCUCUGAGAGAAUCCACUCAGGCACAUGUCCAUGAUGCUGACAAAGAUUUACAGGGAGAGGUCAGAAAAGAAGCGUCUGUUUUAAAGUUGAGUGAAGAACCCGUGAAUGUUGGGAAAAAGGAGUGUAGACCCAGUGAUGAGGGCAUGUCAGUGGUUCACCAUCAUUCUGAAGACGGAAAGCAGGCAGGUUUUGUGACAGCAGAGUUUAGAGAUGACGGAGAAAGAAAAGAUGGCAUUGAAGUGGCUAAAUUGAGUGAGGUUAAUAGAAAGAGUGAUGUGGCAGCACAGAGAGAGGAUGUGGAAGACGAGAAGGGUAAUCAAGUGGAGAGAGGAAAACCUAAAGACGAGGCGCAGUCAGACCCGUUGUUGACCUCUCCGCCCAAGGAGACAGAAAGCAAAAGCAAGAAGAAGAGGAAGAAUAAAAGGAACGGAAAGCCCACAGAAGCAGAGAGAGAAACACACCUUCCAGAGAUAAAACAACCAUCUCAAAUUGAGGCCAUUGACAUAGUUACAUCGCAAGACGAAUACCAGCAAUGGCAGAUUCAAGGUCAGGUAGCUUCCCCACGGCACCCCGAAGGAGAAAGUGAAGCAAAGAUUGAGGCUCCAAAUGAUUUGGUAAAACAGGGACAGGAAGCAGUUCCUGCCACUCUUGAAUCAACAGAGAAUACCAUUGAGCCAGAGAAAGAUGCAAUACAAAUUGCUUUAUUGAAGGAUACAGAAAUAGGUGAUAAAAGAGAGAGGAAACGGGAGGAGCAGAAAGAGAAAGUUGAAGAGAAAGAUUCUUUCUCUCAGCGACCAGAACAACCAGACAGCAGACAGGAAGUAACGAACAAGAAAAAGCAAGAGUUACCUCAGAAAUCUGCUCUACCAAAUGACGAGAAAGCGGCCCUGAUACUGAAAGCCAAAGAGAGCAUUCUUAAAAAGGUAUUUAAAAAAGGUGUGAGUGAGAAGCAGGCUGCUGAGGAGCUGCAGACGCUGCGCAAAGAGGUAGGGAAGAAGGAGAGUCGAGGCAAGGCUGCAAAGACUCAAACUGCUUCAGCUAAAGCCGAUGGAGUGGAGGGUCAUGAUGACGGUGUCAAGAGACCCAAUGGUUCACCGAAGGAGAUGAGGGCCCACGAAGAUGAGAUUACAUUGAGAAGGGUCAAAGAAGAUGAGACUGAGAAGAAACUUCCUGUCGAGGAGGACAUGGCGACCAAGGCUUCUUCAAAUGAAAAAGAGAAGAACAGGAGCUUUGGAAAGGAAGACGUUGAAGCGGCUCCGUCGGUCCAGCCUCAAGAAACCGAGCAAAGUAAACGUAAAAAGAAGAGCAAGAAGACUAAGGGUCACAGCGUGACGGACAAAACUGAGCCCGGUGCUGAGAGGUUACUGGCAGAAAAAGUGGAUUCUGACGUUACCACAACACCUACAAUGGAACAACCAAACUCGGAUACCUUGGCUUCCACUAGAGAGCAGAAGAUGGACGCGCCGUCAGCCAGUGGGGUCGGGAGACCGUCAGUUGUUGUAAUUAAUGUUGAAGGAGCCGAGGCCAGCCAACAAAGUCCACCACAUUCACAUCAGUCAGAGGAACCCUAUUCUCAUGUUGAGGAACACGUCCAACUGGCAGCGGCUGCCUCUGAUGGGAAAGAGGAAUCCCAUUCGGAAACCAGGAAUGCCGCCGAACCCAUUGGCUUUCCUCACAAGGCUGUCGGCUACAAACCAGACAUCCGACCCACGGCUCAAUCAAUGGCUAAACCGGCGGGGAGAGGGAGAAAGAAGAGACGGCACCAGCCACCGGAAGUCGAUGGCGCCAAAGUUCCCGACUCAAAAGAUCAACGGCAGCUGAUUGAGUCUCCGGACUCGGCCCCAUCGAUCUCAGAAGACACCCCGACGGAGUCUGCAUCGUCUGGAGACCCUGAGGCCGACGCAGCCUCCGAGAGUCGGCGGGAGGGAGAGGACGAUGUCGGAGAGAGUCGAAAAACAGUGUCGAGCAAAGAGGCAAGGACAUCUUCGACUGGCAAGUCGUCGUUGUUGCGUCAGAAGUUGUUGGAGCACGACCAGCGACUCGUGGCCCUGCUCUCCAUGGUCAGACACGUCGAGGUCCGCCUCAAGCAGCAGGAGCAGCACUCUGUCGGCCGCAGCCUCAUCGCCUUGGAUGACAUCAUCAGACAGACUGAGACUCUGGACCUUGAGUUGCGUGACUUGGAGCCCACGGUCAACGAGGCGGUGGAGGCCUCCGAGGAGCUGUUGAAGCCCCGCCCCAAAGACGUUCCUCCGCAGCUCCUAUUGGCCCUGGAGAAAGAUGGGCGGAGCUUGGCUCGAGGGUACGAGGCUGCCGCGGCGCUUUCUGAGGGCAUCCUGCAGAGUCUACGGGACCACAGAGACUCGUAUAAGGAGGCGGUAACAGCGGAGCAAAAGUCCCUGGGAGGACAAGUGGAGAGUCUGCUGUCGUGGUUGCGGGAGACAGAGGCUCAGAUGAGCGGAGGAAUGGCAGGGAUGGAAAGAAUGGAGAAGGCAGAGGACGCUGACCCCGGGGAUCAGCUCUCACAGCAGCUGAGUCUCUGCAAGGAGCUCCAGUCCUCCCUGACGGCGCGCUCCGGGGAGGUCCACAGCGCGGCCUUCGACAUCCAGGUGUUCAUCUCGGAGCGGGCCCAGGACCUGGCGCCCGAGCAGAGCCGCCGGCUCCUGGGGCAGCUCCAGCAGCUCCAGGGGGCCUUCCACCUGGCGUCGGGCCAAGCCCAGGCGUGGGCCGACGCCCUCACUGCCCAGAGGGCGAGGGAGGAGGAGCGGCGGCGCGAGAAGAGAGCGGUGGAAGCGGAGAAGGACAGGGCGGAGCGGAGCGCCAGGGAGAGAGAGGUGGCUCAACAGCAGAAAGCCGAAUGCUCUCAGAAACUAGAAGGCCUCAACGUGUGGUUGGCUGGAGCUGCCGGCCUGCUGGCCAGUCAGAGAGGUGGAGCAGAGUCAUGUGACGUGGACGCCUUGCAGGAGAAGCAGAAAAGACUAAAGGAAGCACAGAAGGAGCUCCAGACCAAAGAGGCGGGCAUCGCCGAGGCCAUCCGCUCCGUGGAGGAGCUCCUGGCGGACCGCGGCGAGAGCCUGAGCCCAGAGGACCGGAAGAGCCUCCAGGGGGCGCUAACGAGCAUGAAGGAGCAGUACGCCGCCCUGAAGGACUCGGCGAACACGUCGCUGUCGGAGCUGGACACCGCCAUCAGCGCCACGGUCCAGCAGAACACUCAGAGGGCGAAGGCUGUGGAGGAUCUCCAGGACGCCCAGGGCCAGAUCGACUCUCUGCUCAGCGAGUUGUCCUCCCUCAGCCAACCAGGAGGGAGAGAUGUCACCGAUACUCCCUCCUCACAGCCAGAGGGCGCUGUGACAUCACACACGGAGGCGCUGCAGGUGGAGCUCCAGCAGCUCCAGUCCCAACAGGCCCGGCUGCUUCAGGUCGCCCAGUCCACCCGCUCCCUCCUGGACCGGCCGGACUCCACCGUGCCUCCGGAGGAGAAGCAGCGUCUCCGGGCCGCUCUGGACCAGCUGCAGGCCCAGCACCAGGACCGGCUGCAGAGCUGCCAGGACCGUCUGAGGAAGUCUGAGGCUCUGCAGGACGAGCUGACAAAGUUCCUCCAGGAACACGGAAGCUUAGGUGCCUGGCUGGAACAAAAUGAGAAAGAACUGCAUUCCCUGGGGGAAGGAGAGACCGAUGCACAAGGACUGAAGGGCAGGCUGGACGAGCACAGAAAGCUGGCGGAGGACGUCAUCUGCCACAAGGCGGACCUGCGCUUUGUCUCCAUCUCGGGUCAGAAGGUUCUGGACUCCGUCCAAGGAGCUCUGGAGCAAGUCGGCGGCGGUUCCGACCCGGCCCUGGACGGCACCAAGCAGCUGGUGACCGACAAGCUGCAGGACGCCACCCACAGAUACACGGCGCUGCACACCAAGUCCUCAGAGCUGGGCGGCCGCUUGUCCGGCCUGCUGGAGCGGUACCAGCAGUACCAGGAUGAAGUCGUCUCCGUCCACUCUUGGCUGAGCGCUCAGGAACAGAACCAAAGCAUCGCCAAGCCCGGCGGUGAGACGGACCCCCAGAACCUGCAGGACGUACUACGACGAGUACAGCUGCUGCAGGAGGAGGUGGCGGAGCGCUCGGUGCAGCUGGAGAAGGUGAAGAGGGCGGGACGAGAUCUGGUCAGCACGGACGAGUCUCCAUCCCUGAAGGCUGUGGACAUCCUCUGUGCUGCCGACGGUUUAGAGAAGCGGUUCGGCUCCCUCUCCGCCUCGGUGUCGGAGCGGGCCGAGCAGCUGCAGACGGCCGUGGCCCAGUCGGUCAGCGUGCAGGAGGGCCUCAAGGGCCUGCUGAGCUGGCUCGACCAGCUGGUUCUGAAGCCCGGGCCGGUGGAGCCCACCGCUCAGGCCGUGCAAGACGCCCUGACGCAGAACCAGAAGCUUCGCCAGGAGCUUCUGUCCCGGCAGGGCAGCAUGGAGGCGACCCGGGAGUCCGUUUCCAAACUCCUCCAGAGAGCCGACGCCUCCGGCCUGCAGGGGGCGCUGGACGACCUGACCGAGCGCUACGUCGCGGCCCAGGCCGGCCAGGCCGAGGGGGAGGCGGAGCUCAGAGGGCUGCUGCCCAGGCUGGAGGGCUACGAGCGGCUGGGGGCCGACCUCCGGGCCUUCACCCAGAGCCGCCUGAAGGCCCUGAACCUGGCGGGCCAGCCGGACCGCAGCGUGGACGACUACAGGCAGACCAUCGAGGAGGUCCGGUCCGAGCUGGAGCAGGAAGCCGGUCAGCUGAAGUCCUUCUGCAGCCUCGGCACCGAGCUCAGCCAAUCGAAAGCUCUCAGCAACACUCGAAGCUUAUUGGAGAACGUCAAGGGAACGUCUGAUGAGUUCACCCAGCUGCAAGCCAGCGUCAGCAGCAGGUUCGCCUCCAUCCAGGCCUGCGAGCAGCAGCUGCUCCAGUUCCGCGGGCUCUCUGGCUCCCUCUGCAGGUGGCUGCAGGCGGCGCAGGACCAGCUACCGUCCGCAGAGGCCAACCUCAACACGGAGAGCCUGCAGAGGAGAGUGCAGCAGCUCCAGGACCUGUCGAGCGACUGGGAGUCUCAGGGGGCCAGGGUUCAGGAGCUGAGCCAGACGGGCUCGGAGCUGGAGGCCCUCAUCGUCGACGUCACCGCUCCUCAGACCAAAGCCGGUGCUCCUCACAUCAAUGGCUCAUCAGGUCCCAGCAGCAUCAAUGGCAUUCACACCUGUAAAGACCUGACGGAGCUCCAGGUGUCGGUGUCCGACGUGAGCGCUCGCUACGAGGCGCUGGGCGCGGCGCUGAAGGAGCGCCUCGGCCACCAGAACUCGUCCCUGGAGCUGCGGCAGAAGGCCCGGCAGGGGGCCGCCGAGCUGAAGGGCUGGCUGACGGACCGGGAGCUCAGCCUGAGGCAGGGACAGGCCGCCUCCCCCUCCAAGCCGGAGGCGGUCCGCGCCCAGGCCCAGGAGAACAAGGCGCUGCUCUCGGAGCUGGCCGAGCACUCCGGCGCGGUGGAAGAGCUGAAGGGCGCGCUGAGGACGCUGAUCGCUGACAACCCCGAUUCUCCUGAGGCCGCCAGCUGGAGACAGCAGCUGCAGGAGAUCGACUCCCGCUGGCAGACGGCCAAUCAGACGGCGGCCCAGCGGCAAAUGGAGCUAGAGGCGUGCGCCGACAGGCUGGGCAGCUUUGCCUCGGCGGCGGCUCAGCUGGGCCCGUGGCUGAGGGAGAAGGAGCUGAUGAUGAGCGUGCUGGGCCCGCUGAGCAUCGACCCCAACAUGCUCACCACGCAGAAGCAGCAAGCGCAGUUCAUGCUGCGAGAGUUCGAGACCAGGCGGCCUCAGUUUGACCAGCUGACCCAGUCCGCCGAGGGGAUCCUCUCCCAGACCGGAGACUCUGCUCAGGGCCCCGAGGACCUGGCGGAGGUCCAGUCGGAGCUGGGCUCCAUCACCGAGCAGUGGGAGGACCUCACCAACCGGCUGACCCAGAGAUCCAACCACAUCGACCAGGCCCAAGGAACCAGCGGGCGGUACCAUGCCUUGCUCCGGGAGCUCUCCGCCAGCGUCUCCGCUCUGGCCGAGCAACUGGACGGUCAGGCCUCGCUGAGCGCCCAGCCCGAGGCGCUGAAGCGCCGCCUGCAGGAGACCGGAGAGAUCCGCUCGGAGCUGGAGAGACGGCGCGGCGAGCUGGCCGAGGCCGAGCGGCUCUGCGAGGAGCUGAGCGCCAUCGUGGCCGAGCCGUACCUGAAGGAGGAGCUGAGCAAACGGCUGGAGAGCGUCAGCGGGCCGCUGAAGAACCUGGAGGAGCGCGCAGCCGACGGCCUGUCUCAGCUGCAGGCCGCCCUGUCCUCCACGCAGCAGUUCCAGCAGAUGUUCCAGGAGUUGCGCUCCUGGCUCGACCAGCCGGCCGAUGCCGGUUCGGCCCGAGCCGACCCGCUGCCCUGCCGGCCCGAGGCCGUCCGCUCCCUGCUGGCGCAGACGGCCGAGCGGCAGCGGGCGGUCGCCAGCCAGCGCGGCUCCUACGAGCUGCUCCAAGCCGAGGGGGCGUCGCUGCUCGCCACGCUCCCCGCGGGCGGAGACGAGCGCUCCGCCCUGCAGGCCCGCCUCUCCGCCCUGAAGCAGGACUGGGACGGGCUGAACCGGAGCCUCUCGGAGCGAGAGGGCCGGCUGAAGGCCACGCUGGGCAAGGCGGAGGCGUACCGGCAGCACGCCGCCGAGCUCGUCCCGUGGCUAGCGGAGUGCGACCGGAAGGACGCGGACAUCCGGCCGGCGCUGGACUCGGCGGCGCUGGACGAAGCGCUGCAGAAGGCCCGCGGCCUGGCGCUGGACCUGGACCGACGACAACCCCAACUGGAGGCCUUCAACGCCGCAGCAGAUCAGCUGCUGGAGCAGUGCUGCCUCGGGGAGGACGAGGUCCGAGAUGAGAAGGCCCAGCUGAACCGCCGGGUGGACGUGCUGGGCGAGAGGCUGCACGCCCGCAGCGCCCAGCUGGAGGAGCUGAGCGGCCGCCUCAAGGAGUUCGACGAGGGGCGGCAGGCGGCGGAGCGGAGGCUGGAGGCCGCCAAGCACCAGAUCGAAGUCCAGGAGGCUCUGGGACCACAGGCAUGCAGCGCGAAGAGCCUGGAGCGGCUGAGGAGUCAGCAGGAGAGCCUGAGGUCCCUGAAGCCCCAGGUGGUCUACCUCCGGGACCUGGCCAUGGGGCUGGUCCAGGACGCGCCCCAGACACCGGGAGGCGGCGCCGACGGGGCCCGGAGGCUUCAGGAGCACGCCAGGGACACGGAGAAGGAGUACGAGGCGGUGACUGACAAGAUCGAGCAGUGCUGCUCCUCCCUGGAGUCCCGGCUCCGGGGCGUCGGCGAGGUCCAGUCCCACGUGCGCGACGUGUUCUCGCGCAUCGCCGACCUGGACGACGAGCUGGACUCGCUCAGCCCCGUCGGGCGCGACGCCGACUCGCUGGCCUCGCAGGCCGACGCCCUGAAGGGCUUCCUGUCCCGCCUGGCCGCGCUGCGGGCGGAGCUGGAGGGCCACGGCGCGGACUGCACCGCCAUGCUGCGGCGGGAGGGCUCCUCCCCCGACCUGCUGGCGCUCAGGAGGGAGUCGGAGGCGCUGAGCCGCCAGGCGGGCAAGCUGAGCGAGCGCGGCCAGGCCCGAUUGGACCAGAUCGAGGACACGGCCGAGAAGGUCCGGGAGUUCUACCGGCUGGUGGCCGCGCUGCAAGGCCUGCUGGGAAAGGCCGAGGACGGGCUGAACGCUCAGGGCGCCGUUGGCACGGAGGUGGACAUGAUCAGACGGCAGCUGCAGGAGUUCAAGGCCGUGGAGAGGCAGCAGGUGGACAGCAUCCAGCCGAGGCUGCAGCACACCAACGCCGUGGGCCAGGGCCUCAUCCAGAGCGCCGGCAAGCACACCGACACGCAGGCUCUGGAGCACGACCUGGACUCCACCAACCUGCGAUGGAACUCCCUCAACAAGCGGGUGGCAGAGCGCGUCGCCCAGCUGCAGGAGGCCCUGUUGCAUUGUGGGAAGUUCCAGGAUGCUCUGGAGCCUCUGGUGAGCUGGCUGACCGACACGGAGGAGCUGGUGGACAAUCAGAAGCCGCCGUCGGCCGAGUACCGCGUGGUCAAGGCCCAGAUCCAAGAGCAAAAGCUGCUCCAGAGGCUGCUGGACGACCGCCGGCCCACGGUGGACAUGAUCCACGCCGAGGGCGAGAGGAUCGCCGACACGGCCGACACGCUGGACCGGGAGAAGAUUCAGACCCAGCUCCAGAGUCUGGCGGAGCGGUGGAGCGACCUGCUGGGCAAGGCCAGCGGCAGGCAGCGGCAGUUGGAGGAGCUGCAGGUUCUGGCUCUUCAGUUCCACGAAGCCCUGGAGCCGCUGGGCGAGUGGCUCGGGGCCACCGAGCGCCGCCUGGGCUCGGCCGAGCCAAUGGGAACGCAGACGGCCAAGAUCACCCAGCAGAUCACCAAGCACAAGGCAGUCCAAGAGGACGUGUCCUCGCGCCAAGCCGAGGUCGACCGCCUCGAGUCCCUCAGCCAAUCGCUGACACCGCUCAGCUGCGCGGCCGACCGCGACUGGCUGGGGGAGCGGGUGGGGGCCUUGAGGUCGGGUCACACGGAGCUCACCGAUUGGUGCUCCCGCCGGGCGGGCAUGCUGGAGCAGGCGCUGGCUAACGCCCAGUUGUUUGGGGAGGAGGAGGUAGAGGUGCUGAACUGGCUGGCGGAGGUUGCUCAGAGGCUGAGUCAGGUGUCCGUCAACAGCUACCGGCAUCAGCUGCUGGCCGAGCAGCACAAACACGCCGUGUCUCUAAAUGAGGAGAUAGUGAGCAGGAAGAAGACCGUGGACCAGGCCAUCAAGAACGGACAAGCCCUACUAAAACAGACCACCGGCGAGGAGGUGCUCCUGAUCCAGGAGAAGCUGGACGGCAUCAAGUCGCGCUACGCCGAGAUGACGGCGUGCAGCAGCAAGGCGCUGCGCACCCUGGAGCAGGCGCUGCAGCUCGCCACGCGCUUCGCCAGCGCCCACGACGACCUCAACCAAUGGCUGGACGGCGUGGAGGCGGAGCUCAGCAGCGUGGAUCCCGACGCCACGCCCGCCUACCAGGACAGACAGAAGGAGCUGAAGAAAGUGUCGGCGGAGAAGCGCCUGGUGCUGGACACGGUGAACGAGGUGGGCCACGCCCUGCUGGACCUGGUGCCGUGGCGGGCCCGCGAGGGCCUGGACCGCCUGGUCGCCGACGCCAACCAGCGCUACCGCCAGUCCGACGAAACCAUCACUCAGCGAGUGCAGCUGGUGCAGGCUGCCAUCCAGAGGUCACAGCAGUACGAGGAGGCGGUGGAUGCGGAGCUGGCCUGGGUCCGGGAGACGGAGCGCAAGCUGGCGUCUCUGGGCCCGCUGAGCCUGGAGCCGGACGUCACCGUGGCCCAGAUGCAAGUGCAGCGCGCCUUCAACAUCGACAUCAUCCGGCACAAAGACACCGUGGACCAGCUGCUCGGCUCCCGGGACGACAUCAUGGAGACGUGCAGCGACGGCCAGAAGGACGCGCUGAUAGUGAAGACGGAUUCCCUCAGCGCUCGGUAUGAGGCGGCGAGCCAGAGCCACAGCGAGCGCUUCUCCGCCCUGGAGCAGGCCCAGGUGCUGGUGGCCCGGUUCUGGGAGACCUGCGAGGAGCUGGAGCCGUGGCUGGCCGAGACCGAGGCCUUCAUCCCCCAGCUGCCGCCGGCGGCCAUCGACACCGACGCUCUGCGGCAGCAGCAGGACCAGAUGAGGCUGCUCAGGGAGUCCAUCGCGGAGCACAAGCCCCACAUCGACAAGCUGCUGAAGAUCGGGCCCCGGCUGGCCGAGCUCAGCCUCCAGGAGGGGCCCGCGGUGACGCGGCGCUACACCGACGCCGGCCGGCGCUACCUGGCCAUCAAAGAGGGGGUCAAAGGUCGGGCUAUGAACUUAGACGAGGCCGUGUCCCAGUCUACACAGCUGGUAGAGUUUCACGACAAGAUGGACCCCCUGCUGGAGACCCUGGAGGGGGCGGCCCAGCGGCUGCGGCAGCCUCCGCCCGUGGCGGCGGAGGUGGAGAAGAUCCGGGAGCAGCUGGUGGAGCACCGGGCUCAGGGGGUGGAGCUGGACAAGCUGCUGCCCAGCUUCUCCGCCCUGUGCGCCCGCGGGGAGGAGCUCAUCGGGCGGGCCGCGCACGACGACCCGGCCGCUCAGGCCGUUCGGACCCGCCUCCUGCGCCUGCGCUCCCUGUGGGAUGAGAUCCGGCAGCGGGCCGAGGAGCGGGAGGAGAAGCUCAACGACGUCUUGGACCUGGCCGGGAAGUUCUGGGCCGACGUGGCGGCGCUGCUGAGCACGCUGCGAGACUCCCAGGACAUCGUGAAGGAGCUGGAGGACCCCGGCGUGGACCCCUCGCUCAUCAAGCAACAGAUCGAGGCGGCGGAGGCCAUCAAGGCCGAGACAGACGGCCUGAGGGAGGAGCUGGAGUUCGUCAGGACCCUCGGAGCCGACCUCAUCUUCGCCUGCGGAGAAACUGAGAAACCUGAAGUCAAGAAGACCAUCGACGAGAUGAACGCCGCCUGGGAGGGCCUGAACCGGACGUGGAGAGAGAGGAUGGAGAGACUCGAGGAGGCCAUGACGGCGUCCGUGCAGUAUCAGGACGCGCUGCAGUCGAUGUUUGACUACCUGGACAACGCCGUGAUCAAGCUGUGUGAAAUGUCCCCUGUGGGAACUGAUCUGGGAACCGUCAAACAGCAGAUUGAAGAGCUGAAGCAGUACAAGGUGGAGGUCUACCAGCAGCAGAUCGACAUGGAGAAGCUGUGCCACCAGGGGGAGCUGCUGCUGAAGAAGGUGUCUGACCACACCGACCGGGACAUGAUCCAGGAGCCGCUGAUCGAGCUGCGGCACCUCUGGGAGAACCUGGGGGAUAAAAUCACCCAGAGACAGCACAAGCUUGAGGGCGCCCUGCUGGCCCUGGGUCAGUUCCAGCACGCCCUGUCUGAGGUGCAGGCCUGGCUCAACCACACACACACCACUCUGGACACACAGCGACCCGUCAGCUCCGACCCCAAGGCCAUCGAAAUCGAGCUGGCCAAGCACCACGUGUUGUGUAACGACGUUCUGUCCCAUCACGCCACCGUGGAGAACGUGAACGGCGCCGGCGACGAGCUGCUGGAGUCGUCUCCCGACGACGAGGCCACCCACCUGAGGGACCAGCUGGACCACCUCAACCAGGGCUGGGAGAGCCUGCAGCACAAGACCCAAGAGCGGCAGAAGCUGCUGGAGGCCGCCCUGCAGCAGGCGGAAGGUUUCCACGGCGAGUUGGAGGAGUUCCUCCAGUGGCUGAGGAGGACGGACAGCCAGCUGUCCGCCGCCAAGCCGACAGGCGGCCUGCCGGAAACCGCCAGAGAGCAGCUGCAGCAGCACCUGGAGCUCCAGGACCAGCUGUCCCAGCGGGCGGACCAGUACCACCGGGUGCUGGACCAAGGGGAGUCCAUGCUGCUGGCUCGCGGAGGGGAAGAAGCGGGACCCGGUACCACCCAGACCCAGCAGAACCUGUCCAUGCUGCAGAACAAGUGGGCCGCCUUCAACACCAAGAUGGACGACCGCAGGGCGAAGCUGGAAGAGGCCGUUUCCUUGGCAACGGGUUUCCAGACGUCUCUGCAGGACACCAUCAACUGGCUGACCCAGGCUGAGCAGACCCUGAACAUGGCCCAGCCCCCCAGCCUCAUACUGGACACCGUCCUCUUCCAGAUCGAUGAGCACAAGGUGUUUGUGAACGAGGUGAACACCCACAGGGAGCAGGUCCUGGCUCUGGAGAAGGCCGGCUCGCAGCUCCGCUUCGCCAGCCUGAAGCAGGACGUGGUCCUCAUCAAGAACCUGCUGCUCAGCGUCCAGGCCCGCUGGGACAAGCUGGUCCAGAGGUCCCUGGACCGCGGGCGCCACCUCGACGAGGCCCGCAAGCGCGCCAAGCAGUUCCACGAGGCCUGGAGGAAGCUCACCGAUUGGCUGGAGGAGGCCGAGAAGAGGCUGGACUCCGAGCUGGAGAUCUCAAACGAGCCGGACAAGAUCAAAGUCCAGCUGGCCAAACACAAGGAGUUUCAGAAGGCUCUGGGCUCGAAGCAGCCGGUGUACGACACCACCGUGAGGUCGGGCUGGGCCAUGAGGGACAAGGCUCAGCUGCCGGCAGACACCCAGAAGAUGGACCACCUGGUGGGAGAGGUCCGCGACAAGUGGGACACGGUGUGCGGCAAGAGCGUAGAGAGGCAGCACAAGCUGGAGGAGGCGCUGCUGUUCUCCGGCCAGUUUGCAGAGGCUCUCCAGGCCCUGGUGGACUGGCUGUACCGGGUCGAGCCCCUGCUGGCCGAGGACCUGCCCGUCCACGGGGAUCUGGAUCUGGUGUCCAACCUCAUGGACUCGCAUAAGGCGUUCCAGAAGGAGCUGGGCAAGAGGACCAGCAGCGUGCAGGCCCUGAAGCGCUCGGCCCGGGACCUGAUGGACACCGGGCGCGACGACACGGCGUGGGUCAAGGUUCAGGUCCAGGAGCUCAGCAGCCGCUGGGACACGGUGUGCGCGCUGUCGGUCACCAAGCAGACCCGCCUGCAGCAGGCGCUCAAGCAGGCGGAGGAGUUCCGCACGGCCAUCCAGGUCCUCCUGGAGUGGCUCUCCGAGGCGGAGCAGACGCUGCGUUUCCGCGGCCUCCUCCCGGAGGAGGCGGAGACUCUGCAGGCGCUGCUGCACACGCACCGCGACUUCACGGGCACGGUGGAGGAGAGGAGGACGGAGGUCAACAGGGCCGCCGACAUGGGGGAAGGCAUCCUGACGCUCUGCCACCAGGACUCCAUCACCACCAUCAAGCACUGGAUCACCAUCAUCAGGGCGCGCUUCGAGGAGGUGCUGACGUGGGCCAAGCAGCACGAGCAGCGGCUGGAGACGGCUCUGACGGAGGUGCUCAACAACGCCAACCUGCUGGAGGAGCUGCUGUCCUGGCUCCAGUUCGCCGAGACCACAUUGGUCCAGAAGGACACGGAGCCGCUUCCUCAGGACAUCCCACAAGUCCAGACCCUCAUCACGGAGCACCAGGUGUUUAUGGAGGAGAUGACGAGGAAGCAGCCGGACGUGGACAAAGUGACGAAGACCUACAAGAGGAAGCCGGCGGAGCCUCCCAGCAGCCUGGCCGAGCGGAGAGGAGCCCGCAAACAGCAGCAGCAGCAGCAGCAGCAGCAGCAGCAGCACGCCAUGCAGCUCUCAGGAGGAAACCCGAGGCUCAACCAGCUCUGUGCCAGGUGGCAGCAGGUGUGGCUGCUGGCUCUGGACCGCCAGCGCAAACUCAACGACGGCCUGGACCGACUGGAAGAGCUCAAGGAGUUUGCCAACUUUGACUUUGACGUGUGGAGGAAGAAGUACAUGCGCUGGAUGAACCACAAGAAGUCUCGCGUCAUGGACUUCUUCAGGCGCAUCGACAAGGACCAGGACGGAAAGAUCACGCGGCUGGAGUUCAUCGACGGGAUCCUGGCGUCGAAGUUCCCCACCAGCAGGCUGGAGAUGACCGCCGUGGCAGACAUCUUUGACCGAGACGGAGACGGGUACAUCGACUACUACGAGUUUGUCGCGGCGCUGCACCCCAACAAGGACGCCUACAGACCCACCACGGACGCCGACAAGAUCGAGGACGAGGUGACCCGGCAGGUGGCCCAGUGUAAAUGUGCCAAGAGGUUCCAGGUGGAGCAGAUAGGAGAGAACAAGUACCGGUUCUUCCUCGGAAACCAGUUCGGUGACUCCCAGCAGCUGCGUCUGGUGAGGAUCCUGCGCAGCACGGUGAUGGUGCGGGUGGGCGGCGGCUGGAUGGCGCUGGAUGAGUUCCUGGUGAAGAACGACCCGUGUCGAGUGCAACAUCCUGGACUUAAGAUUCUCCGCUCCGAUUCCAGUAGCUCCAUCUCAUCUCGUAUAGUUACCGUCACUCCUGGCUAUUUCUGCUGCCGAGCUCGCGGCCGCACCAACCUGGAGCUGAGGGAGAAGUUCAUCCUCCCGGAGGGAGCGUCCCAGGGCCUCGCCGCCUUCCGCUCCCGAGGCCGGCGCUCCAAGCCGGGCUCCCGCAACGCCUCGCCCACGCGCUCCUCCUCCUCGGCCUCCCACAGCGGCGCCUCCCUCACCUCCGCGCCCUCCACCCCGGCCACGCCCACGGCCUCCAUGUCAUCCAGGUCCUCCCAUACUCACUCUCGUGACUAUGCCAAGCCCUGGCUGGCUCACAGUAAAACUCCAACGACCCAGUGCCACUGCUGCCCAGACCUCGGCCACACCGCUCCUGGGCACGAGGGGGCGCCGUCGGGGUCCAAACUGAAGAGACCCACGUUCCACUCCAGCCGAGGCUCGCUGACCGGAGAGAACGAAGCGACGCCGCACGCCUGCAAACCGUCCCGGAGCGACCCAAAGCGAGGGGGGUCCACAGCCAGCGGGCCGACCAGCCGGGCCGGCAGCCGGCGUGGCAGCGACGCCUCGGACGCAUCGGAGCUCCAGGACGCUCGCUCCGUCGGCUCCGACGCCUCGGACACGCCGCGGCGGCCCGGGGCCAAACCCUCCAAGAUCCCCACCAUCUCCAAAAAGGCCCCCAGCCCAAAGACCCCGGGCUCUGCGAAAAAAUAACAACCAGGCACGAAGAAGCUGGAGCAGAACCCGGUACCACUGACACUACGACUGGGGGGGGGAGGAGAUGGAGGAGGAGUUAGUCUCCUUCGCACUCUUUUUUCCCCGGUCUCAUAAACGGACUGAAAAACUGCACAAGAGGAGUUCUGGUCCGGCGGUCCGGACCAGAACCCCGUGGGGUCGAACUGGACUUGUCCCCCCUUUUUGCCUUCCAGUCUCCUGCUGCGUCUUUCCAGCCAACACCAGACGGACGGGACGCUACCUAACUCACCCGGACCGGGUCGGCAGAGCGACCGCUUUAUACCACAGACACACACAGAUACACACAGACACACACAGAACCACACAGCGAGUGGGCCGCAGCACCACCAACAUACCAGAACUCACUACACAGGACAUCCAAGAAACUAAAAAGAAGAAAGAAUUGUGGGUCAUUAUUUUUGCCGAUGGGUUUAAAAGGAGAAUAUGCAACGACCGCCGUGUGACUGGUUGGCGGGGGAAAGCGCCGACCUCAGCAGAUCUGCUAGACGCAGGAGGCGGGAGACGACACACACACACACACACACACCGGCUAACCUUGGACUCUGAGGGUCGGUGGUGGUGGUGGUGCACAGAGACUCCUCCCGACCGCUGGUGCAGGACGGCGUGGUAAACACACCUGGCAGCACGUCACUGACCCGUGACUGACCCGAUGUUCCACAACCAGCAUGCACUAAUCGUCUCUUCCUCCGCAGCUCCACCUUAAUGUCUCCGCUGCGUCGCCGUUAACACACAAACACACACAGUGGCGUGUGUUACGUGUGUCAUUGUUACAGGAAAUGACUCGAGUCACUGGAUGCAAAUCAAAUAACUCUUUGCGAAUGUGAUUUUAGUUUUUUGUUCUCGUUGUGUUCUGGUAAUUUAUAAUCCAGUCGUGUACUUUUCGUUAUUUAGCUUGAAAUAAAACAAAUCUAUUUAUUUUUCAGUGUCAUAUCACGCAGAGAGUGAACUAGUAUUACGGUGAAAGAAAUGUUUUUUGUACCAGGAUGAACUCUUUAACUUUACUGUGUGUUCAUCGUUACUUUAUUCACUCGGUCGCCUUGGUGGUUCUUUUUUCUUUUUUUGCUAAUGACUACAAUUCCCAGAUCAUGACCAAAGGGGUUUGCCCUUCACACGUAGAGAAAACUACAAAUAUAAAUGACAGGGAGACGGGGCGGACCAAUGAGAGCAGGUUUCCUCCCUCAUGUCCCGCCCCCGUCUUCUAGGCUUUUUUUUCAAAUGCCCGUCAUUGGCGGGCCGGAGUUGUGUUAAUGGAAAACAAAUGAAAUGACAGUAAGAAGACAUCUUAAGGUGAUUUUUAUUUAUUUAUUGUCUCUGAGGGGAGGGGCCUCUGAUGCUGUGCUACUCUGUGAUGGAGUGAGGGGUUACUAGGAGUCAAUGGUGUACAAGUAAAACGAAAAACUAAAAUUAUAAACAGUUUUUGUUCUGUUUUUGUAUUAAAAAAUAUGCUUGCAGUAA
Molecule: messenger RNA, 24707 nt
Organism: Pseudoliparis swirei
Lineage: Eukaryota; Metazoa; Chordata; Actinopteri; Perciformes; Liparidae
Gene: macf1a
Product: microtubule actin crosslinking factor 1a
Exons: 109
Coding region: 129-23210 (7693 amino acids)
Biological process (GO): wound healing; intermediate filament bundle assembly
Cellular component (GO): cytoplasm; keratin filament; cell junction
Molecular function (GO): structural molecule activity; microtubule binding; calcium ion binding
Source: RefSeq, a predicted model, not a curated record